This is a messenger RNA of Polypterus senegalus (gray bichir), 3471 nucleotides long. RefSeq names its product tetratricopeptide repeat domain 29 (gene ttc29). The transcript is spliced from 10 exons. Bases 203 to 1510 code for a protein of 435 amino acids. Gene Ontology annotation, molecular function: protein binding. NCBI's taxonomy places the organism in Eukaryota, Metazoa, Chordata, Cladistia, Polypteriformes, Polypteridae. The record is from RefSeq and is a predicted model, not a curated record.
UCCGCGCUCCUGCUGUUCCAGUUUGGUGGAAAGCAAAGCUGAGCUCUCGAGAGGAUUUAAAAUACCGGCGUCAAGCUUCCGUGACAAACUGGGGAAAAACUAUCAAGAAAGUAUAUACAGUACCUUGACCGUCACGAAAAAGUGUAGAUACCGGCGAAUUAUGUUAUGAAGUGAAGACUGGAAGUCGCGUGAGCUCGUGAAAAUGAGUACUUUACCAGCAAUACCAAGACAGAAUGUGGGGCUUUUCCCUUCUAUAAAUGCACCAUCCUCUUUCACGUCACAAGCAAAGAAGACAUAUAGGGUUUUCAUUAAGGGCAAAGAUCCUAUCAGAAUACCAUCUUGGCAUGAAAAGCUUUCAAAAUUUUCCAAAUCAGAGAUUGCAGCUUACAGGAAUUCUCACAAACACAACAUCUGCAUAGACAUGCUGAGCGACGGUUAUCACAAGUCCUUCUCUGAGCUCUUUACUCUGAUCCAGAAGUGGAACGCCUCAAGGGAGGCUGCAGGGCCUGGGUCAGCCAUAUGGCAUCAGAAAUCCCUCGAGGAGCAGCCUGAUAAGCUGGAUCAGCUUCAGCACUUCCUGACCAGGGCUGAGGAGGCCCAGAGAGCAGGCCAGUUGGAAGAAAGGUAUAAGAAUCAGCUGUCACUGGCACUUUACUUCAAAUCAGCAGAGGAUAAGUGGCUUUCUGAUCAUUUUUUUGAAUCUUGUCUCAGCACUGCUAAGCUAAUCAAGGUAGACGGUGGGAAAAGAGAAGCUGAGGCACAUUCAAACAUGGGCCGGGUCCAUUCUGAGCAUGGUCAGCUAGAGAAAGCUGCCGAACAUUAUGAAGCAUUUCAUCAUCUAACACUUGGAAGAGCUUGGAAGGAUGAAACAGGGAGAAGUUACAAGUCACAAGCCUGUGAGAGUCUAUGGAGAAUUUACACAUUACUGGCAGACAAAAUGCUUGAAAAUAAGGAACACGAGCAAGCUAUCAAAACUCUAAUAAAAGCCUUUGAAAUGGCUCGAGAAACAGGUGACAAGAAAAUUGAAGGGGAGGCUGCCUACCGUGUAGGUGCAGCCUACAACAGUUCAGGAGAUCCAGAAACGGCAAUCACAUACCUUGAAAUGAGUAUGCAGAUCUUCACAGAACUGGGAGACAAGGAUGGAAUUGGAAAAACCUGUCAAGCACUGGCUAAAGCUUAUGAAAGUCAAGGAAAUAUUGAAGAGACUAUGAAGUACCUUGAACAAUUCGUAGCUGUAGCCGAGAGCAGCGAGCACAGUGAAAGUCUGCUGGAAGCCUGCAUGUCCCUCGGUGAAAUAUCCAACAUGAGGGGACAGUAUGAAAGAGGCUUUGAGUAUUUUGAGAAGGCUUAUGAUAUUUCAAAGAAGUUAAAGGAUUUGAAGCAGAUACAGAAGGCACAGGUCUACAUUGGCAUCUCGAAAGCUCACAUCAUGAUGGCGACGUUCAGCAGUCACAUCAAAGCUGGCGGACGUGUCAACACUGAGAGCCUCCUGGCAUGGAAAGAUAACUGAUGUGACCCAAAAAAGUCCAGCAAGCCAAGCGUAGAGUGCAAGUCACUGGUCAAGAAACAUAUUAUUCUUAAUGGUGGAACCUUGUCAUCAUCUUUUUGGAUUUUCUCACUUAUUAUCAAGGUGCCUAUUCAGACUCUUUGUAUAUAAUAUACUUGUGUUAAAAAAAAAAAGAAUCAUAUUAAAGUAUAGGGCAUAUCAGAAAUCUGGACAGAAUUGAAACCUUCCAUCCAUUUUCCAACCUGUGUAAUCCAAUUCAAGGUUGCAGGGAAACCAAUCCAUCAAAUCUAAUUGUUCAUAUAAUUAAUUUGUUUGUGAGGGACAAAAUAAGGGGAACGCCAGACAAUAACUUAAUAUCAAGGACCUUAUAAGGAGUAUGGCCACCCUCAGCUUUAGAUAGAUAGAUAGAUACUUUAUUAAUCCCAACAUCAACUCCACUCCUUCAUACCUGACCUGAACUGUAUAUAAUGGAAAACUGCAAAACUGUUGUUCGAGAAGAAAAAAAACUCCAGUUCAUCUUCUCGCACUGCAACCCUAAAAGACAUUUCAGUUCAUCCUAGCGUUCACAUGUGUAUGAGGAUAUUAUCACUCUGGAAUAGGAGACCAUCAUAAAGGGAUAAUGUUUGAGCCAAAGGGUGAUUUGCUUGCUCUCAUAAUGGCAAAAAAGGUGUUGAGGCCUCUAAAAGAGCCGUAAACCAAGCAUAGAAUAGGCCUCACCCUAGGCAGUGUGAUCCCGGAAUUAGUCUGUCCAGGCCCAAGAAAAAUGUCCAAAACGCUUUUAAAGAUCAAAAAUAUAUUAAAUAUAUCAAAAUGAACCACAACGUGUUAGGAAUUUAUAUUUUACAAAAUGUGUGCGUCUCCGUUUUGUAUAAACCGGGUGUUCUUACACUUGUUUUGGAAUUUUUGCUGGCCCAGCAGAUUACAAUCUGUUUUUUUUUUUUAAAUUAAGCUUAUGUUAAUUAUAGUAGUAUUUUUGGGGUCAUUGUUCACCAUUAUUUUAGUUUUAUACAGGCCUCACCUCUUAUAUAUUUUGGAUUUUAUUUCAUUCCAGUGACUAUCUUGGGAAUGCUACAAUUUUAUGCCCAUUGCCUGGCUAGUUUUUUCCAUCAUUCAGGGACCCAUCUCCCACAAUUGUUACCUGUGGAUGAUUGCAGCGACAUGUUUAAAAAGUUGUACAUUUCACCAUAUCCUUAUUGUAACUGUGGACAGUGCCGGUGCUAGGUUAUUCUGCGUCCUAGUCCAAGCUUAUUAGAACACCAACCGACUAUCCAGUAGCUAACUGGAUAGCUGUGGCUGGGGUUUUCCCCUACUUAUGAUCUGCGCCCUACGAGAUUGCCUACUUCAUCUCAAUGGUGGCACCAGCACCCUGGCUAUGGAUAAAACACCUUUGUUAUACCUUCCUUGCAGUUUUGAAUUGACCUUUUUUGGUUCAUGACUUGCCCUUCGUUCCUUUGACUUCGAUUUUUGUCCAGAGCUUUGGAUACUUUGUUACGGUUCUGUUUCGCAUUUCGUUCUCGGUUUCCCCUUUAAAUCUUUUGUCGCUCAUUGGCAUUACACCACCAUUUUGCAUCUCCUGUUGUUAGCACAAGCAACUAUUGUGGUUAGGAAUGUGUUCUCAGAGGUUGUGACCCCCAGGUAACAAUAUGACGGGUUAAAAGUUUGUUUUUCAGAGCACUUAUUCAUUUAGGUUUGUGGAUAAGAAACCCUUCUUCCAAUAUCAGAACUUUUCCGAGUUUGGCGUGUGCUUAGCGUUUGAGUAUGAUUUUUGUCUCUCGUUUUGGAUUUAAUGACCAUGUUGAUUGAUCUUUACCAUCAUGAAAUACUAAUUUCUAGCGUGCUUAGCAAAAUACAAGGGAGAGGAACACUAAAAAACCUCUGGCUUGAGAGACUUCAUCGUUUUUUGGUGCUAGGAUUGCCCGUGUACUCAUUUCUUCUGUUGAUAACCCUUUGUGGUGAAAUUCUUC